GCUACCAUCAGGCUGAGUGUCUGUUAACGUUGAGUGUUGUUUUCGUAUUAUUGGCAAAAAAUGGAAAAGUAAUGAGUAAAAUUUCUCACCCUAUGCAUGUGCUUUAUUUUUGGGCGGCUUGCUGUUCUGAUCACAUGAUGACGGCCCAGUUCGUGGAAAUCGCUCUUCGCCGCACACAGUCUGAUAACCAAACAGGGGGAGUGCACCAGCUAAAAGCCACACUUUAAAAACUUCAAAACAAAACAUGGACGACGAAACAUCUUUUUCGCAGGAUCAAGACAAAGAUUAUUAUAGAAGAGGAGACAGGCGUGAUCGUGGAAAUGGAAGAAGAAGAGACAGGAAACCUAGGGAAAGAAUACGUAGAGAUAGAGAUCGAUCUGAACGCCAGGAAAAUGAAAAUACAGAUAAUGCUGGUAGUGCAAUGAAGACACCGAUAAUUUUGGCAAAAAAGUCUGGACAAGAAGUUGAAAAAAAGGAAACUCCCACUAUAUUGGCUAUUCAGAGAAGAAGCGGGGCAGAGGGUUCAUCCUCUCCAUCAAGUUCAAACAAAACCUUUGCUAAUGAUUCACGCACACAGUAUCACAAACAUGGUAAUCGAUAUGAAAAAACACCUGAUCUUUCUUCUCCUGCAACUCCAAUAGCAACACAACAUGCUCUCAAUAUUGAUCAAGCAUUGACAGGUUUGGCAGCUUUGAAGUUACCUCAAGAUAUUUAUUCAAGCGAGUCUACAAGUAUAAUCGAUGGCUCGUUCCAGUGGAGUGACAGAGCGUUUGAGACACUUUUGGAUCAGACAGAUUAUGUUGUUGUUGGUUGUGUGGGCUUGCAAGGCGCAGGGAAAUCAACUGUAAUGUCAAUGCUUGCUGGACAACAAGUCGAGUCAUUGGGAAAAACUCGUUUGGUAUUCCGACCACAAAAGAGAACUGAUUUGGAGAAAUGUACGUACCGCACGGUGGGCAUUGACAUGUAUGUGACGCAUGAAAGACUCAUUUUACUGGAUACACAACCGUUACUUAGUCCCGCCAUGUUGGAUCAAUAUUUACGCUAUGAUCGUAAAAUACCGGGCGAAUACACAACUGCUGAAAUUUGUUUAGAAGUGCAGGCGCUACAAAUUUUGACAUUUCUUUACACAAUAUGUCAUGUUGUGUUGGUCAUUCAAGAUCAUUUUACAGACCUUAAUUUGCUAAAUUUACUUAAAACUGCUGAGAUGUUAAAAUUAUCAACCGUCUCUCAUUCGAACCAAGAUGGGUCUGGUUUAAACGCGGACGAGUUGAAUGAAUAUUUUCCACACGUAGCCUUUAUUUACACAUGUUGUGACGGCCCCACAUAUGAGCUGAAUAUCGUUCGAUCGAUGUGUGAAAUUUUGUGGAAGCUGUUUGAAACAUCAAGAUUGCGUGUCAGAGGCAGCGCUUCGAUUAUUCGCACUCCUGUUCUUCCAUAUUGCCAGUCAGACUUAUUUUACGACUUUCAGGAUUUCAACUUAUUUCUUUUACCUGCGAUGCGUCAAAACAGCUCGACUGAUGAAGAAGAUUACAAUCCGAUUGGUCGAUACCGUGGUCACCCAAGCUUAUCCAGUCUAGUAAAAGUGCUACGUCAGCAACUUUUGUCUAUGCCCAGAGAAUCUUUCACGCAUCAUAUUUUGUCGGAGAGAAGUUGGUUUCACUAUGCGGCGAGGACAUGGGAGGCUGUGAAGAAAUCAUCUCUCAUGAGCGAGUAUCAUCGACUGUUGUCAUCAUGAUGGGCGCUGCUGCAAUGUCGUCGCCGUAAUGUCGUUGAAUGGGAUGUCGUUAAACUGCUCCAUUUGUUGCAAAACACUGAAGUGGUGCAUUGAGAACUCAUCGUCAUUUGUUGAUUCAUGUGCAUCUUCGAUCUGAUUGGCUUAUGCGCAUAUUCAAUCUCAUAGGCUAGAAAGAUGCAAUUUGUUUCAAUAAAUAAACAAUGAAAGCGCAGUUAGAAAAUAGCAUACGAAAUAUUAUGUGUAGUUAUAUUCAUAAAAAAAUAUAUGUUAUUUUUUCUACCAA
Messenger RNA from Hydractinia symbiolongicarpus, 2018 nucleotides. RefSeq names its product nonsense-mediated mRNA decay factor SMG9-like. The record is from RefSeq and is a predicted model, not a curated record. The coding region runs from base 245 to 1735 and encodes 496 amino acids. Gene Ontology annotation, biological process: nuclear-transcribed mRNA catabolic process, nonsense-mediated decay. The transcript is spliced from 16 exons. Lineage: Eukaryota; Metazoa; Cnidaria; Hydrozoa; Anthoathecata; Hydractiniidae.